Besnoitia besnoiti is the source of this 873-nucleotide messenger RNA. RefSeq lists its product as uncharacterized. Bases 1 to 873 code for a protein of 290 amino acids. Lineage: Eukaryota; Apicomplexa; Conoidasida; Eucoccidiorida; Sarcocystidae. The transcript has 10 exons. Gene Ontology annotation, cellular component: membrane. The record is from RefSeq and is a predicted model, not a curated record.
AUGCUGGGCGACUCUCAGGUUCCAUUAGCCGGGGGCGGCGAGUCUCUCCCUUCUCUCAUUGCGGGAGGAGAGGCCGCGAUAGUAGCGCCCGGAAACCUCACGGAGAAGCUGGAAGGACUGGCUCAUGCGCCACAGUGCGAGUUGCUGGGCGAGUUCGGCGGCUUCGGGUGGUGGCUACAGGGGAUCCUCGGAAUUCUCUCCUUUUCCUCUCUUCUCAUCAAGCGCUGGCAGGAGUCCCCGCAGCGACCUUUGAAGGUUUUCAUAUUCGAUACGCUCAAGCAGGUCACGGGGUCCGGCGCCCUGCAUAUGAUGAAUCUUCUCUGCGCGUCCCUCCUAGCCACUUUCUUGAGCCAGGACUCCGAUCCCUGCGAGUGGUACUGGCUGAACAUCAUGGUCGACACAACGCUGGGGGUCUACGUGCUUCACCUCGUUGUCGAGUGGAGCAAGAAGUACUUGAAGCUGCAUGGAAGAAACGCAUUCGGCUACUACGGCAACCCCCCUUCGUGGCGCGCCUGCUUGCGACAGGUCCUAGUCUGGCAAGCGAUGGUCUCCGUCAUGAAGUUCCUCAUGGUCGUCGUCAUGAUUCUCGGUCAGCAGCCCCUUGCGUGGGCAGCGGGGGCGCUUCUAAAGUCACUCGAUGAUCAGCCGCAUGCGAAGCUGGUUGUCGUCAUGAUUAUUACGCCCUUAACGAUGAAUUCCUUGCAGUAUUGGGUGACCGAUAAUAUUAUCAAGCUCCAGGGCACUGGACAUCGGGUGGAGUCCACCGAAAGACCGCAUUCGCGCAGCACGUACCACCCGGUAGAUGCUCUUGCCAGCGGCGAUGACGAGAGUCGCCCCGCGUGUCAAGACAUCUGUCUUGAGCAGAAAGCCUGA